Molecule: messenger RNA, 1707 nt
Organism: Monascus purpureus
Lineage: Eukaryota; Fungi; Ascomycota; Eurotiomycetes; Eurotiales; Aspergillaceae
Source: the annotation of a GenBank genome assembly
UUUAGGUGCAAGAAAGGGCUGGGACAAUGGCUUCCAAAAUAGUUGUUAUUGGAAGUGUCAACUGUGAGCUGCGUGAUGUAUUCACUAAACUCGCGAAGCUUCAUACCAAGCAGAAUUUCUCAUUUGCAAUUGUGGCUGGAGACCUAUUUGGAGACUGCACCACUGAACAUGAACUGGAUGAAAUAUCUGCGCUUAUGCAGGGAAAUAUUGCUGUACCACUUCCAACUUAUUUUACCCUAGGGAAUAAGCCUCUUCCCACCAGGGUAGUGGAGAAGAUUGAAGCAGAUGAUGAGGUUUGCGAGAAUUUGUACUACCUUGGGAAACGCGGUAUACUUAAAACCUCAGAAGGUGUUCGUCUGGCUGCUCUGGGAGGUCGGUUUGAGGCUGCAGCGAAAGACAUCAAGUCACAUAACAAGUUUAAACCCGAGUUCACGGAAUCCGAAGCCAGAGCAUUGUAUGGUGCUCACACAGCUGACAUUCUCAUUACCAACCAAUGGCCAAAGGGCAUCCGGACUGGCUCCAAAGUUCCUUUGCCAGAGAACGCAACGCCACCAGAAGAGGUGCAAUGCCUCGCGGAUCUCUGCUCGACACUGAAGCCUCGCUAUCACAUCUCCUCGUCAGGCAAUUUCUUCUUUGAAAGGGAACCCUUCUUCCACCUGCCCUCGGAGGAUAGCCCAGAUGCUAAACCGGUGACGCGCUUCGUCAGUCUCGCCCCGUACAGCAAAACCUCAAAACAGAAGUACAUGUAUGCGUUCACAUUGGAUCCGAAAGCUCCUAUACCCUUCACCGUCCCUGUCGGCGCAACUGCCACCCCAUUUAUCGCAUCACAAGCGAAGCGGAAAGCUCUUCCGUCUCAGUCGCAGUCUUAUCACCGAUUUUCCACGGGCGACGACUACCAACGACCGCGAAAACGAGCCCGCGGCCCACCUCCAGGGCCCGAGCAGUGCUUCUUCUGCCUAUCAAAUCCAAACAUUGCAACCCAUCUAAUUACCUCCAUUGGCAAUGAAUGUUACCUCACAACGGCAAAGGGUCCCUUAUCGACGGCGGAUACGUUCCCGUCCCUUGGAUUCCCGGGGCACAUGCUGAUCAUCCCAUUGACACAUUCGCCUACUCUGAGUCUCAUAACCGAGCAAGAAACCCGCAAAGCCACGUAUACAGAGAUGCAGCGAUACCGGGAAUCUCUCCAAUCAAUGCUCCAACAUCGUUCCAAUGGCAAACUUGGAGCAGUCACCUGGGAAGUGAGCAGGGGCAACGGCAUCCACGUCCACUGGCAAUUCCUCCCCGCACCGGCAGACAUGGUCAGCAAGGGACUAGUAGAAGCUGCAUUCAAAGUCGAAGCAGAGAAUUUGGAGUACCCGAAAUUCGAGCAACCGAACGCUACAGAAGAUGCAAGCAGCGAGCCGGGCGAUUUCUUCCGCGUCUGGAUUUGGGGGCCCUCGAGGUCGGAGGAUGGUCAGGACUCGGAGGGAGGGGAGAAGAAAAAAGAGGGAGUUGAGAAGGUGCUAAUAUUACCGCUGACGCCGGAUUUCCGUUUCGACAUUCAGUUCGGACGAAGGGUCAUGGCGAAACUGCUAGGGCUUGAAAAACGAAUUAGCUGGAAAGACGAUGUCCAGUCCCAGGAGGAGGAAGAAACGGAUGCGAAUCUUUUCAAGGAUUCGUUUAAGAAGUUUGAUUUCUCGUUAGGCUGAUUUUUUUUUUUUUUUUUUU